CGAAGGAGGAGUAGUCUGGGAAUUAUUUUCAACUUCUGAAUUCUUCUCAUUAUCUCUUUCUACGAGGACACCAAAUUAGAGUCUUGAAUUAUCUACGCAACAUUCUUGAGUUUUUCAACGUUGAAGAAAGCGUACAACCAGCGACAUGUGUACAGGAAAGUGCUCUAAGGUCAUUGCGAUCCCGCUCUAUAUCCUGGCGGGGGUCUCAAUCAUCUGCAACAUCAUCGCGUUCUUCCCUGACUGGUCGACGAAGUACGCUCAGGAAGACAGAGAUGGGAAUGGAGACCGGAUCACAGAGGAGAUUAAAUAUAUGGGAGGGUUCAUCGGCGGCGGACUCAUGUGCCUUAUCCCAGCCAUCCACAUCCACCUGACCAGCAGUAAUGGUUGCUGUGCCAACCGCUGUGGGAUGUUCCUGUCCAUUGGGUUUGCUGCUGCUGGGGUU
Messenger RNA from Salmo salar (Atlantic salmon), 442 nucleotides. It is a transcript of the gene t4s5, whose product is annotated as Transmembrane 4 L6 family member 5. Gene Ontology annotation, cellular component: membrane. NCBI's taxonomy places the organism in Eukaryota, Metazoa, Chordata, Actinopteri, Salmoniformes, Salmonidae. The record is from RefSeq and is marked provisional.